Nematostella vectensis (starlet sea anemone) is the source of this 1414-nucleotide messenger RNA. Its product is annotated as ATP-binding cassette sub-family C member 4-like. The transcript has 2 exons. Gene Ontology annotation, biological process: transmembrane transport. NCBI's taxonomy places the organism in Eukaryota, Metazoa, Cnidaria, Anthozoa, Actiniaria, Edwardsiidae. The record is from RefSeq and is a predicted model, not a curated record. Gene Ontology annotation, cellular component: membrane. Bases 177 to 1100 code for a protein of 307 amino acids. Gene Ontology annotation, molecular function: ATP hydrolysis activity; ATP binding; ATPase-coupled transmembrane transporter activity.
CAGGUAAUACAUACGCCAUCACGUAAUACAUACGCCAUCAUGGUAAUACAUACGCCAUCAGGUAAUACAUACGCCACCAGGUAAUACAUACGCCACCAGGUAAUACGUACGCCAUCAGGUAAUACAUACGCCAUCAUGGUAAGGAGAAACGUAUCGGAGAAACUCUAUUUUCUCAAAUGACAAUAAUGUCCCUUCUCCUCAUAGUACUUUGUGGCUUGUCCCUUCUCUACGCCAUCCAACUCAUGGACCAUUCCCAGCGCACUGGGCAAGAUACCACGGAAACGCAUCACCUGAUGAUGUCACCUAAGCGUAUGAUGCACUUUGGAGACAUUGAGCCCGAGCGCGGGUAUAAUCUUGGCUCCAGCCCUCCUCUAUCAUGGCCGGUAGAAGGCGCCAUCACCUGCAAGAAUCUAUCCCUUAGUUAUCAAAAAGUAGGACCUAAGGCUUUACAUAAUCUUUACUUCGAGGUGAAACCUAGAGAGAGAAUAAGUAUUGUAGGAAAGGCCGGAGCGGGUAAAUCCUCUCUCGUCGCUGCUCUUUUCCAAAUGCCGCCGCCUGAGGGAGAGAUAUCUAUAGAUGGCCAUGACAUCAAGUGUCUUUAUUUACAAGAGCUACGAAAGCAUCUAUCUGUAGUCCCACAAAAUCCAUCUAUCUUCCCUGGAACUUUGCGUUUUAAUCUUGAUCCUAUAGGAUCCUUAGUGGAUGACGAACUGUGGAGAGUCCUGGAGAUUGUGCAGUUACGAGAACGCGUGGAAAGACUCCCUGAUGGUCUAGGGUUUCGUGUGAGCGAGCACAAGAUUGAGCUAAGUACUAGGGAGAAACAGCUUCUUUGUCUCGCUAGAGCUCUUCUACAAAACAAUAGAGUAGUCAUCAUAGACGAGGCCUUCGAUGAUGACGUCAGUGCAAUCAUGGAAGAGACGGUACGGACUCAGCUCCAGGAGUGCACGGUCAUCACGAUUGCGCAUCGACUAGGCACAAUCAUGGCUAGCGACAGGGUUAUGGUAAUGAGGGAAGGUAGAAUAAUCGAGUUUGAUGAACCGGAAAAACUGGCUGAGCUUGAUGAGGGGGAUUUUUCAGAAAUAAUUAUGAACAUCUCAUGAUGUCAGAGUUAUCCAUUCUCCAUUGAUAUCAAAGUACCUUCCUAGCUGUGCUCUCAUUACAAUUGCCUUAGGCCUGUUCACAUGUGAGCCCCUUGAAAUUCCUCGCAAAAUAGUUUGGUUCCUUUCUAGCCUCCCUCGCUGUCGUUCUGGACCCGUUACGGUAGGAUGCGCUUCAAGGGAGACUAGGUUUCCUACUGUAUGUUCUACUCGGGGCCUCUAACGAUCGAUACAUAAAAAUACUCUGCGAGAACUAAAACAAUAGUCACUAUAAUAUAGCCUCAAAUUAUUAUCGCGAAUAAAAGAAAACUAUGCCA